Messenger RNA from Leptopilina heterotoma, 4040 nucleotides. RefSeq names its product protein phosphatase Slingshot (gene ssh). The transcript is spliced from 8 exons. Bases 467 to 4012 code for a protein of 1181 amino acids. The record is from RefSeq and is a predicted model, not a curated record. NCBI's taxonomy places the organism in Eukaryota, Metazoa, Arthropoda, Insecta, Hymenoptera, Figitidae. Gene Ontology annotation, cellular component: cytoplasm. Gene Ontology annotation, biological process: actin cytoskeleton organization; negative regulation of actin filament polymerization; protein dephosphorylation. Gene Ontology annotation, molecular function: actin binding; protein tyrosine/serine/threonine phosphatase activity.
AAACUUUAGUCGCCUCGCGUUCGCCAACUUGUGCGCACGGGUCGCGUGCUCAUUUCUUUGUCAUCAUAUUAUAUAGGGAAUAGAAAAAAUCCAAAACAAAUUCUUUCUAAUCGCUUAUAAUUUUUCACAAUCCUCCACACGUGCAUGAUUGGUAUUUUACACUAUCUCAUUGACAGUGCAGGAUUCUUUUGGGAAAAUAUUAAUUUGAAUAAAAAAAUUACGCUAAGAGUUAUGUUAUGUUAUGAUCUAAAUUUUACAAUGAUCAGAAUUUUUAAAAAGUGAGUGACUAGGGGUUGAAUUGUGAUUUUUGUGUAUUGUGUUUUAUUUGGAAUUAUUCUUUGUUUUUUUGUGCUUUGAGUGAUUGAGAAUAUGAAGUUCGAUUAUUAUGAAGGGAUUAAUCAAGAUGUCGUUUUGGAUUUAUCAAGAAUUUGCUUUUUGAUGGCACAUUUGUAGCUGAUGAUUUUUGAUGGUUUUCGAAAUCAUCGGCAUGCGGAAUCCUGGUUUCCUCAUCGAGGAUGCCAGGCAUGGAUACAUUCAAUACAUCAGCCUGAGUGAAUGCUAUUUCGCGGGCAAGGGUGCGGCCUUGGUUCUACCGCCAAACGAAAGAGCACGGCCGUCGCGUCGUGUUUCGGCCGCAGGAUGCGAUAUUCAACAGCAUCUUCAGUCCAUGUUUUAUCUCCUGAGACCCGAAGAGACUCUAAAAAUGGCAGUCAAGUUGGAGUCUGUUCAUCCUGGCAGGACGCGAUAUCUCGUCGUGGUAUCCUGUACUGGAAGACAGGAUGCCGAGGAGAGUUGUCUGUUGGGAAUAGACUGCAAUGCCAGGGCGACGGUUGGACUCGUUCUACGAGUUCUCGCCGACACUGCCAUCACUCUCGACGGCGAUGGAGGCUUCAGCGUCAGCGUCUGCGGUCGUCAACACAUCUUCAAGCCGGUUUCCGUCCAGGCUAUGUGGUCAGCUUUGCAGACGUUGCACAAAGUUUCGAGCAAGGCACGAGAGCAAAAUUAUUUUUUGGGUGGACUGUCACACGAUUGGGUCAGUUACUAUGAACAACGAAUCGAAAGUGAUCGCUCGUGCCUCAAUGAAUGGCAUGCCAUGGAUAAUCUCGAGUCUCGAAGACCACCUUCACCGGACAGCGUUCGCAACAAACCGAGGGAGAGGGAAGAGACGGAACGUGUGAUUCGAUCGACAUUAAAGGAGAUCAUGAUGUCUGUUGAUCUCGACGAAGUUACGUCAAAGUACAUCAGAGGACGUCUUGAGGAAGAUCUCGAUAUGGAUUUAGGAGAAUUUAAACCUUUCAUCGAUCAGGAGAUGCUCACAAUUCUAGGUCAAAUGGAUUCUCCAACCGAGAUAUUUGAUCACGUUUACUUGGGAAGCGAAUGGAAUGCGAGUAAUCUCGAGGAAUUGCAGAAAAAUGGCGUGAGACACAUAUUGAAUGUGACAAGAGAAAUAGACAACUUCUUUCCGGGAAUGUUCAAUUAUUUGAAUGUUCGUGUUUACGAUGAUGAGCAAACGGAUUUAUUGAAACAUUGGGACGAUACAUUUAAGUAUAUAACCAAAGCAAAGAAAGAGGGUUCAAAAGUGUUGGUGCACUGUAAAAUGGGUGUGUCAAGAUCGGCGUCAGUUGUCAUUGCGUACGCGAUGAAAGCUUAUAAUUGGGACUUCUCACAGGCGUGGAAGCACGUCAAGGAUAAGAGAAAUUGUAUAAAGCCUAAUAACAGUUUUAUUCUUCAACUUGAAACUUAUCAAGGAAUUCUCGACGCGAUGAAAAAUAAAGAGAAACUACAGAGAUCCAAGUCUGAUACUAAUCUAAAAUCGCCAACAUUGGCCAAGGAACAAACCAAGAAGGAGCAAAAGGUAAAUUCAAUCGAUCUGACCGAAUCCUCUGGUGUUGAACUGAAAAAUAAAGGUCAGAGACCAAAGAGCUGGUCCCCAAAUUUUGAGGCUGCCGAGAACAUCAUACCGGCUGCUCCAUUGUCGCAGUCUCUCGAGAGUAUUGACAAGACUGGGAAUCAGGAAGUCACGCGAGAAGAACUUCUGCGAGGCUCCAAUCCAAAGACUGGAGUAGAUCAAGAAGCGAGGAACGUCCUCAUGCCUUGUGAUAAUGGACAAUCGUACAGCGUCUCACAGAAUCAAAUUGUCCAAUUGACGACUGGUCCCGAGACUCCCAGUGUCAAGCAUCGCGUCAGCAAACUCGAGAAGCGCAAAGGCCUGGUGUUGAAUUUAACAAAUCAAUUCGAGGCCGCAACAAGUAAACCCUCGUCCCCGGGUUCUGACACCGAUGGCCGAGCCAGCGAAACAAACGAGAAACUUCUCCUCAACGGUUUAGUCGAUCAACAAGCACAAAGUCAACACAUCCCACAAAUAACCGCCGUCGUUCUCAAGAAGGAAGUCUGGGACCCUGGCGACACAAAAGAUAGUGAAUGUCUAGUCUGGACCGAAACGAACUGUACAGAAUUAAACGAAAAUUGCAAAGCGAGGAAAAAGAGAGAAGGCGAUUUAUUCAGCGCUCAAUUGGAUCGUGUCUUCGAUCGUGAGGAGCGACGUGAACCAACCACCAGAGACUCGCCCAGUAGGCAAAGCUCCUGGAGCAGCUACGACAGCGCCGUUGUUCUCGACAAUUCCGUUCACAGUUCCUGGGCGACACUACCGUCGAGGAACAGCUCCUGGGGCUCAUACGACAUGCGUCCCGCCGAUCCUCUAGGCUCCAGCGGACUCUUCCCCUACGACAAGGAGGAAAUCCCCUGGCAUCCCGGAACCGUGAAGCGAACCAAGCAAAAAAUCGAAGAAGGCACCGUUAAGCGAGUCUGCACCCAAAACGAUCCCGAGGAAAAGGAACGACUCACAAACUCUUCGACAAACGAUGCCGAAGAGAUCUUCAAUCCUGUUCUUUUGCACUACACCCCCUCCCCCACGCCUCGUCGAAGGGAUCAUCCCUCCCCCACUGCCCCACUCGAUCAAAAUCCCAACGAACUUCCAAUUAAUCCACUAAAUCCAAUUAAUCCUCUUAAUACACUUAAUCCUCUAAAUCCUCUUAAUUCUCUUAAUCCAAUUAAUCCCCUUAAUCCUCUUAAUUCUGUUAAUACACUUAAUCCUCUUAAUUCUGUUAAUACACUUAAUCCUCUGAAUUCUGUUAAUACACUUAAUCCUCUUAAUCCAAGAGAUCAGUCCCUCCCCCCCUCGAACGCAAUCGACAUAACUCCGACAAAUCUCCGACAAAUAAACCGCCUCUCGACCAGUGCACCAGCACCGUCCUCUCUCUCCGACACCGACCUUCCCACCUCCCUUCGCACCUGUCGAUCCUGCGAAACCUCCACCCCAAGUCAAGUCGUCAACACACCCCAAUGUCCAUCCGUCAAACACCAUAAAAUGGUCCUCGAGAAUCUCUCCUCAAAAUCGAUAUUCAACAAACGUUGUUUCUCCGUCGACGACUCACCCGAGGCCAUGUCCACCGAAUGUCGUAGCAUUUCCGGCAUCGUCAAGAAUCUCAAGAAGGAAUUCGAAGCGAAAUCAUUCACCAAACAUGAAAAAAGUCCCGAAACAACAAAUUCCGAAAUAGAGAACAAUGGCAAAAAACGUGACGUUAAAAUAAGAAGUCUCCCCUCGUCGCCAAUAAUUGCGCACAACAAAACAUCACCACAGGAGGAUUUGUCGGUGAAAGUACUCGUUGGCAAGUAUGAAGUGGCAAAACCGGAGAUGAAACGAAAUUCAGAAAUACAAAUGAGAAGUAAUCGUGAAUCAAUGGAGAUUCAUCCGCCGGCAAAAUCGAAAAUUGCACCGGAAUUUGCGAGAAGAUCGGCGCCGAUUAUUAUCAAUCAUAAUUCGGGUUCGUCGUUGUUUAGUGAGACGCCAGAGGCGCCGGGCAGGCCACCGAUACCCACAUCGAGUGUUGUUGUCGCGAGUGUUGUCGCUAAGGCCGCCAGCAAAAAGCAACAGCAAUAUGGUAGAACUCAUCCCUUGGCUAGGUUGCAGGACAGACCUAGGCACAGCAGUCCCGUUUACAAUACUAUGUAAGAAAAUUGGUUUUUUUUUUUUUUUUUUU